Messenger RNA from Saccharomycodes ludwigii, 9177 nucleotides. Its product is annotated as RasGAP domain-containing protein. NCBI's taxonomy places the organism in Eukaryota, Fungi, Ascomycota, Saccharomycetes, Saccharomycodales, Saccharomycodaceae. Bases 1 to 9177 code for a protein of 3058 amino acids. The transcript has a single exon. Gene Ontology annotation, biological process: regulation of GTPase activity. The record is from RefSeq and is a predicted model, not a curated record.
AUGAACCCACAACAACAAAACUAUAAACGAUCAACUUCUUCUAGUGAUACUACAACUAGCGAUACAGAUUUUGUGAUUUAUAUAUUGCGCUGUGUUUUCAAAUUUUUACCUAGUAACCCCAACUUUUGUACAAAUUAUAUCGAUAUUCAACAAGAAGAAUAUUUCCAAAGUUGUAGAAAAUCCAUACUUUACUACGCACUAACCCAUGAUAUAAAUCCAAUGAUCGAUAACAUCGAAGGUACAUUGUUAAAGAUAUUAUGUAAGUUUAACGAGUUCCCCAAAUUCAGCACUAGUAAGAGAAGUAGUUUCCCCAUUAAAUCUAAUGGCAUUUGUAACUAUUUACUAAUUUUUCUUAAACUAUUAUGCGAUAUUUGCGAGGUUAACUGGGUUUAUAAUAAUAACAAUAAUAAAGAUAUUCCUAUUGCUGAAAAAAAAAUUCAUUUAGACCGAGACGCCUAUUUCUAUUUAAACACUGGCGAUAAUAUAGACAAGGCUCAUUAUCAUAACAAAGAGCCUCCUAUCCCAUUAAAACCUCAUAUUGCCAACUCUCUAAUAUCAUUUUUGGUUUUAAUCAAGUCUAUCGACAAAGUUCAAUUUACUAUUGACAGAAUAAAAUAUUGCGAUAAAUUGUCAUUUGUCAAUCCAAGUGCCAACCAAAGCAACUUGGAUACCAGCGAGAGUACUGACAACUUGAAUUUGAAUAGCAAUGUUAGCACAGAUUUAAGAGAUCAAAUUGAUAUUUACUGCGAGUAUUUACUACGGUACGUUGCUGCUUCUAAUCCAGUUGAAUAUAAGAAAUUUUUGUCUGAAAAUGUUAUAAUUCCUAUUUUGGAUUGUAAAGAAAUAAAUGUAGCCCCAACCACUGGGAUACCUUUAUCUUUAAUUUAUAAUUUGGAAUAUUUAUCUUUUUAUUUUGUUACAAAUAAAAAUAUAGCCAUUUUUCUAAGAUUAGUUAACAGAUUAUUAAGUUCGUUCAAAAGACAAAUUUGUAAAAAAAUUUUGCUUUUAUUUGUUUCACAUUCUUUGAAAAUGUGGAUACUAACUAGGGCUGAGCAAUAUGUGGAGAUUGUCAAUUUGAUUAAUAGUCAUAAUAAUGGUGAGGAUGGUAGUAACCAUAAUGUUUUUGGUACUGAUACUAGUACAAGCGGCAGUGGCCACGGUAGCCAUAAUGAAGAUAAUCAUGAUAAGUAUUUGCCUACAGGUAGUCAACUAAAAAAGGAAAUUUCCAACAUAUUUUCAUUAGUCUUUAAUUCUUUUAAUAUUAGUAGUUUGUUAACAGAAAAAGAAAAAAUAACUUCUGUGUUUCCAUUAGAAACGCUAUCUUCCCCUUCAGAAAUUAUUGCUAAUAGUGCUAGCACUCUUAGAAAUAAUAUUAAUAUUAAUAAUAAUACUCCAUUACAUAUGUCCAAUACUAGCACAAGCACCAUUUCUAAUAGUAAUGUUAGAAAUGUAGCAUCAUCAACUCCAGUGAACAAGGAUGUUGAUAUUACUAAUACACUUAACAAGACUGGUAGCAAUAAUAACACAUAUUUGAAUUCACCAUCAACGGAUAUUGAAACACCCGUCCCAUCUAUUUCAUCUGCGUCUUUGCUGUCAGCGUCUAUCGAUAACAAUAGCAAUAACACUUAUUUUAUAAGGAAACAAUCACCAUCCUUGGGAUCCACACCAGCAAAACCAUCCAGAAACACGCCACCACCGGUGUCUUACGCUUCUACGCAAUUUUAUGCAUCAUCGUCAUCGUCAUCAUCGUCAGCCAUUCCUUCAGUCACCAACACGACAAACCACCAAUUGUUUGAUUCAUUGGAUAAAUACUUUGAAUCAUCUAACGCAGACUCCUUAAUGCUUUCGUCCUCCAAUUUUGGUUUUGUACCAUUAUAUGACCCACUGGAGAAUCCAGGUGAUAUUGGCAUUUUAAGAAUGCUAAUAGUUUUAAGUUCUUUGGAUGUGGAAUGCUUGAAAGAUAUCAAUUCAUCCAAUUACAAAGGAUUACCUGAUUUUGCAAUUGCUUUAACUCCGGUUUCGUCACCAACUUAUUCAAGCUCGAGCUCUUCCUCGUUGAUCGCUACCACAGCUGCCUAUUCCCCAGAGGUCUCCUCAACUAACAAUAAUAAUGCCAUUUUAGGAGCCAAUACAUCUUCUCCACCGCCAUUACCCCAGGCAUCAACCGUUGGAAAUGGACAUCAUUUACAUCAACCCACUGUUUCUAAGUUACAAAAUUUAAAAAAAAUAACAACAAAUUUGAUACCUGGUACGAAUAGCAAAGAAGUAAAAUUCUGGAAUUUACUUUUGAAAAUUUUUUCCAAUGGUCACGCUGUACCAGAUGGGUCGUUACUAUACAUUUUAAAAUCAUUACUAUUUUGCGUGGAACUCGGUGCUGCUGUUGCAACUGUUGAUAGAAAUGCGCAAAUAGUUUUAUUAUCUAAAAGAUUUUUUGAAAUGUAUUACUACUUAUUGGAUUUUGUUCACUAUGAAAAUAAUACAUCAGCCAAUAGUUAUUUCCUUAAAUACUAUAAACAUCUAAAAGAUGUUGCAGAAAAAAAUCCUGUUAGCAUUGCUAAAAUGAAAAUUGAAUUUGUCUUUUCUGCUUGCCUCCUAGAGCCCGAUGAUUUUUCGGUUGUUUUAAAAGAAGCACUCGCCAAUAUUGUUAGAAAUAUCACAUCAUUGCCACAUGUUAAAAAUUUGGAGUGUUAUAUGGACGGUUUGAGGAUUUUUUUUAAACUACCGUUUCCUACGUCAGCUAAAGUGUCAAUAUUUAGGGCACUAGUCAGACCGUUAAAGGGUUUAUCAUACACUUUAUCAACAAACUUAUUGAAUAGUUUGCCCUUUUUCUGCGCCAAUGUUUCUGAUGUGGUAGAUGAUAUUUUAGAAGGUAAAUAUAAAGUUGAUGCACUAGAUUCUUCUAAUAGGUUGGAUUGCUAUUUUGGCAACCCUCUAACUAGGACAAACAAUAUUUUCAGAGGUGAUAAUGAUUACAUGAAGGCAUUGGAAGAAGAACUAUCAUCUUCAUACUCAUCAUCGAAUGCAAAGAAAAAGACGCAAAAGAAGGGCACCAGCACGAUGAUCACCCAAUCCAAAUUGCCCCUCGAACGUGAGCUACAGGCUUCCUACAAUUCCAUUUUGUGUAAUAUCAGUGAUAUUAUGAAGAGAGCCAUUAUCAGUUUUGGUGAAUUAACUUUCCCGCCGGGCAAAGCUUUGAAUUAUAAAUUUGUUUUAAAACAUGUCUUUGUUGGGUUGGUAUCUAAUAAUGAUAAACUAACUAGAGAAACAAUUUCAUGUUGUAUGUUAAGCAUUACAUAUUUCAAACUAGAUGCCAGCACACCAAUGUUUAGUACGAUGUACACUUUAAUUAGUUAUAUUAUAGUCACUUUGUCCUUUGCUGUUUUCAAUUUGGAAUUGCCAGUAGAGAUCAGAACACUAUUGUUAAAUUUAAUCCACAUGUGUUUAGAAGUUAGAGCCACGAUGAAUGAAAAUUUGUACCAGUACAAUAAAUUUUCCACAUUGGAUGAGGAAGAUCGGGAAAUUUUUAAAUUAAUUUACUCAUCACUCGGCCGUUCUUUACUGGUGUCAUUAUGUUUACAUGAUGUGAAAUCGCAUAGCUUAUUACGUCAAACUUUUGAAUCUUUUAAGAAGGAAUUAAGUUAUUGUUUGAAAGCUUUUAAUUUAACUUGGGAUAACUUACCGCCCUGUAAUUAUUCAUUUGUAGAGGCUGUUUGCAACAGUAAUUACAUUUCUACUGGACCCAUUGCUUUUCAAAGACAUAUCAGAGCUGAUAUUUUGAAAUGUGUUAAGGAACCAAACAAGAUGCUUUUUGAUGCUGUAGAAAUCGUGUUUGACAGAUGGUUCCAAAUGUCCACAUUAGGUCUAGAGAAUUUGCCAAAUCAAGAGUUGAACAAUUAUAGAAAUUAUGCUGGCUUGUUAGCCACUACUUUUGGUGUCUUCAAUUUUUACAAUGAAGAUUAUAGACAUGGACUCAUGUAUUUAAAAAAAUAUAAAAGUAUAAUUUUACAAAAAAGCAAUUUUUUCAUUGAGAAACAAUGUGGGUGGUUAAACAGCAGUGAUUUAUUGACUAGGGAGAACUCCAAAGAUUUGUUGGGUAUAGAAUUGAAUCCGAAUUGUUUUGGGAUGCUAUUUAAACAUUUAAACAGUGAAUUGGAAAAAAUAACUGGAAACAUUAACACUAACAAUGAUGUCAUCAGUUCGACUGAUUUCACCUUUUUAGAACAAAUUACCUCUGUCAUGAGAUCGAUUAUGGAAAGAGAUGAUAUCGAGGUAAUUAUUUUGAGUACCAAAAUUAUUUUUGAUAUUAUUGAUAAAAUUUUAGGGAUUAUCCAAAUGUUGAAAGCAGAUAUGGUUAGUUAUUAUAAAUCUAUAAUAUAUGUCUCUAAACUAUUUGUUUCGAUGAGGCAUGCUGAGAAGUUUUUAUGUGUUACUGGAGACCAUUUAUUGAAAAACCAAUGGAUUAAAUUUGUAUUAACUUGGUUCGAAGAGGCUGUUUUUAAGAAUAUGGAUUACGAAAACUUGAGCAAGUCGCAUAGAGAAAUGGAUUUAGUUAAAAGAGAUAACGACUACUUGUACUUGGACACCUCCAUUGAUUGUGCAAAGGCUUUAUCAUAUUUAACCACCAAUGUCAUUUUAGAGGUUUCACAAGCUGUUAACGAAGAAGAAUUGAAGAGAUCUAAAUCAGUAAUAUUUGGCAACUAUUUUAAUAUAUUUUUGAGAGCUUUGGAGAAAAAUGCAGACUAUGAAAGCAUUCCUUUUGUUUUAAGGCAUAAGAUUACUCUGUUGAAUGAAAAUAUUAUUAGUUGCCUAACUAAUUUAUUAAAUGCUAAUUCUGAUGUUGGCUUAGAUAAUGCUAUUCCAAUAGGCUAUUCUUCGAACAAGACAAUGAGGAUAACAUUCUUAAAACUUUUCACUGAAAUUACUAGGAAUUAUGGCGAUCGUAAGUCGCACUCUGGUACACUACAAAAAAGUAACGCAGAAAAACUAUUGAGGGGGUUUAUCGAAUAUCCACAAUGCAUUUGUUUGAUUUCACACUGCUGCCCAGUCAAUGAUAUUGAAUCUUUGGCGUCUUCUUUGGUUAAUUUGUUUCAAUCUAAGAAUUUAACUCAUGUAGUUAUUGCACAACUAAUCGAAGAUGAAAUCACCAGGUCUAAUAGGUAUAUGGACGUUUUAAGGAGAAAUAGCGCGGCCACAAGAUCUUUAGCGAUGUUCUCCAGGUUGAAAGGUGCAGAUUAUUUAAAGAGUACAAUUAAACCCAUUUUAGACGAAAUUAUCCUGCGAAAUGAAAAUUUCGAGGUGGAAAAAGCUGCAUCUAAUGAAGAAAGUGAAGAAUUGAACUUGAAAUUAUUGGAGAAAUACAUGAGCAUGUUGACAGGCCACAUCUGCCUGUCUAUUAAUAUAAUUCCACCUGAAUUCAUAUAUAUUGCGCAAAAGAUUCGGGCUUCUGUUCAAAAAAAAUUUCCAGGCUAUGAAUUGGUGGCGGUAGGGUCCUUUUUAUUUUUAAGAUUCUUUUGUCCAGCUUUGGUCAGUCCGGAUAGCGAAAAUUUGAUCACACAGAUGAAUUCAGAGAAUCGUAGAUGCUUUCUUAUGUUGGCUAAAAUUGUACAGAACAUUGCUAAUCAAUCGCUCUCUGCCAUCAAAUGGCCUAUGAUCCAGAAACGAAUGGAUUUCUUGAAAAAAUGCAGCGAGAAAAUUUUUAACUUUUUGGAUCAGGUAUCAGAUUUGAAUUUAAAAGUGAGUAUUAGAGUCAACCCAGAUGCGCCAAUGACCAAUUUUGACAUUGAUACCUUUCAUAAGAUACUUUAUUACAACAGGUUACGAAUUAGAGAGAUGAUGAUUAAAGAUAUCAAAAGUAACGAGGAUUUAAGAGAGUCUAUUAAAUUCAUCAAAUUCAUUGACAGCUCGUUGGUCGCUCUAGGCCAACCCAGAUUAGAUUUUAAGAACGAAAUUCCAAAGUACGUGAGAGAUAGAAUUGACACGUAUCCGCAAUUAUAUGAAUUUAUGAGCAGACAUUCAUUGAAGAGUCAUGUUAUCAAUGAACGAUUACUAUUUGUACACGAGGCCGCUGGUAGCGAUGGUAUGCCUGUUUUUGUAUUGACUUUAAAGUAUUUGCUAGAUGAAAGUUGGGAUGUUGAAAAAGUUGUUUACAGGAUGAUUCAAGUUUCAUGUAAAGUUUGGACGAGGAAAUAUGCGUAUUUGGUUGAUGGCACCGGCUACCAUUCGAACCUGAAUGAAAGAUUAAACAAGAUUUUUACAUUGUUUAACAACUUGUUAACUAAAGAUGCAUAUCAAAACUGUUUUGAAAUAUAUUACUACAAUAUCAAUUCUGAUUUUAUGAAGUUUUGGGUUCCAUUUUUAAAGAACUUAUUUAAUUCUUCCUUUUUUGAGUUGGAAAUUCAAAAACAAUUAUUUUUGAAUAGCGAUUGUAGUCCAUCGACUGUGAAGAAGUUGGGUUUAAGUGAUUAUUCUAAAGAAGUAUACAACGAUGUGAGAGUUACUCUUCAUAACACAUCAUUUUACGAAAGGAAGAAGGGUAGAUUUGUUCCCAUUACGUUAAAGAUUGGUAAUAAACAUUUCCAAAUUAUCAAAGAAACACCUACUAGGCUGAAAUUUAGGGAUGCUGAUGAAGUUUAUGAGUUUUAUGAGACGGACGUUUAUGAGGUUUCUGACGUAGUCUCUGCUGCAAUGUCGUCUACUACAGGUGUUCCAUUUGAAUUUAGAGUUUUCUUAAGUCAAAGUGAACCAUUGGUCAUGAGUACACAGAAACAUUUUGAAAUUUUGAAGAUUUUCUAUUACACACAGGCUAAAUUGGAUGAAGAUUACAGGAAUGGUACUGCAGAUGAUAACUAUCUGAUUUCUAACAGACAACCUGAAGACAAGGCAAUCGAAUUGGAUUUGUUAAGCCGUUUGAUUUUGGUUAUGCAGGCGGGCCUUUCGAGUGAUGAUGAUGAAGUUAAGGGUAUUGCUUACAAUUUGCUAGCAGCGUUGCAAUCAUCCUUUAAUUUCAAUUUGGGUGAAAAAUUUAGUCAAGUGGAGGAAAUUUAUUUGCCUGAAGAUAAUAGUAGGUUUUGUGAGAUGAUUUUGGAGAGUUUAUCGAUUUCCAAGCCAUCUUUAACUUUUUAUUUGUGGAAACAUAUUUUGGAGGAUAUAAGUACAGUUUUGUCUGAUUCUCAGAUACUGAGCUGUAUACACAGUUUGGCACCAUGGGUGAAAAACAUCAGUACUUAUGUUUAUGAAAUUGAUGAUGAACAUGGACCUGAAAACGCUGCUAGUUUAAUUCGUUUGUUGAUUAAAGUGACUGUUUCCAAGCCAAAGUUUUUCCAAACAUUCAAAUAUUUUAUUUGGGCCGAAUUAGUGUUGGACAACAAUUUACUACCUUUAGUUAUAGAUGAAAUUGUUAGCCAUGCGAUUGACAGAGAAUCAGAAGGAGUGGAGUGGAAGGACGCGACAUCAAUUGUUACACGUACUAGUACUACUGAAAUCGGUGGAUUAGUCAUUAAGCGUAUUAUGAAGAUAAUUAAGAGCAUUUUGUCAAAUCCUAAUUUGAACAAUAGCAUCAACAAUUGGUCUGAAUUAUAUAUUUUGAUCCAUAUAAUCCAGGAAAUAUCUUUCAAUUCUAUUUUGAGUGCAGAAAUGUUUUUACCAGAACUUUUGUAUAUUGUUUGUAUGCUAGUGGAUCUUGGACCUUCAAAACUACGUAUUGCUUCACACAGGUUGUUUAUUAAUGUCUGCAAUUCAUUUUUGAUGAAUGAUGCGUUAGAGCUUUCCAAAUUGAAAAAGUUGAAAAAAAUUAUAGAAUUAUUAUCUAAUCAAAAAACCAAGUUUAUGUUUGGUUUUAACCAAGAAAGAAACUCAUACAUCAGUUCAUUUAAUGCUUCUACAUUUUUGGCCAAAUUUAGGUCCUUGGAACAAUUGACGGAAUAUGUGAUGGCGUUGCUUCACGAAUGCAACAGCAACAAACAAAACUGCAUUCAAUGGCAAGGUAGGUUUAAUAAAUACAUAUUGGACACCGUGUUUAACUAUGGGUCAUUUUUAUCUGCUAGAUCAUUAAUAAUAUUGAGUCUUUUGUCCAGAAAUGGGCUUUCUGAUGAUUUGCUGAAAAGCGUGUUGAUAGAAUCAAUGAAGGUUAUUGGAUGUCCUGAAUUGACAGAUGAAUUGAUGUUUUGCAUUUUAUCACAUGUUUUUUCAUACAGUAAUUUUGUAUAUGGCAUUAAGGAUAAUACAGUUUUACUAGCGCAAGUUACUUGGCUAUCAACUACUUUUACUAUUUCUACAAAUAUUACUUUAUUUCACGGGGCAAUUGUCUCUGUCCGUGAGUCUUUGAAAAGGAUAUCCAAUAUUAUUGAUAAUGAGAAGGAGUCACCGUUAUCUAUUUUGUUCGCGGUUAGAGCAGGCGAAUUUGGUAGAAUUUUAAACAAUAUUGAAAAGUUGGUUGGAAUCACUUGCACAAUUGAUAAUUUUUUAAUAUUCAUUACUUAUUAUAGUACCAAGGGGUUACUUGUUUCACAUACAAAGGCAACAUCGUUAGAAGGGUUGAAAGCUUACGUGGAUAUUUUUAUCAAAAACAAGUAUCACAAGACAAGAAAAGACUAUGCUAUUUAUUUAUAUUUACUAUGGCUAUGCUCAAGUGACAAGGAUUUUGACCAAUUUUGUGAGGAACGUGAUUUGAAGUUUAAUAAAGUAUUGUUGGAUGAUCAAGUUACUAUUCCAGACGUUUUAUCAAAGUGGAUAAUUACUAAUGAUCAAUUGAAAAACAUCACUUUGUAUCAAUCCUCCAUAUACGUUUCUUCUUCCUCCGUUGACGAGUCUGUUAAAAUGAAGGCAUUCUGUAUUUCAGAAUAUUUGAUUAAGAAAAACCCACACGUUUUUUUCAAAUAUAUGAACAACAUUAUUAGCGAGUCCAGAAAUACAGCUUCUCAGGGUGUAGUGUUUAACUUGGUUCGUAAAGCGUUUGAUAUUUCUAAUAUAUCGAUCCUACACUCGGAAUACAGAAAUAUCAUGAGAUACAAUAUCGAAUUGAAGACUUUGUUAGAAAAAUGGAGUAUACCCUCGAUCGUUAAUAUCCAUUUUUCAUCUACAUCAAGAUCUGUCACAUCCGGAUUAAAGGGCAACGAUGAAUUGAUUUAUAAUAGGAAGAAGUACACAGUAGAGUUAAUUGACGCCAUUUUAAAAACUUAA